Molecule: messenger RNA, 1155 nt
Organism: Caenorhabditis elegans
Lineage: Eukaryota; Metazoa; Nematoda; Chromadorea; Rhabditida; Rhabditidae
Gene: nhr-39
Product: Nuclear Hormone Receptor family
Exons: 4
Coding region: 1-1155 (384 amino acids)
Biological process (GO): regulation of DNA-templated transcription; DNA-templated transcription
Cellular component (GO): nucleus
Molecular function (GO): zinc ion binding; DNA-binding transcription factor activity; sequence-specific DNA binding
Source: RefSeq, marked reviewed
AUGUAUUUUCUAGAAGGCCUAGUGGCUCAAGAUAAGAAGUGUACAAUAUGUUCCCGACCAGCAUCCACUCGUAAUCAUGGUGUUCUAUCGUGCAGUGCAUGUAAAAUGUUUUUCGCCAGAACUGUUCAGAAUAAACUAAAAUACGAGUGCAAAAAAGAAAAUCAAUGUUUGGGAAACUUUUCUCAUCGAAUCUGUCAGUCAUGUCGCUUUGAAAAAUGUUUGAAAUUAGGAAUGCGAUGUUCUACUACGAAUGAUUUUAUUAUCAAUAUAGAGCAUUCGUCGGAUAAAAAAUUUAGUCGAUUGCUUCAAGAUUUAGUAUCCAGGGAUAGUCGAACGUACUCAAAGGCUAUCAAUUUUUAUACCUUGGAUGAUCCUAGUUUGAGUGAUAUUAUUGAAAAUAAAAAAGCAAUGAAGUUAAUCAAAAGGACACCAGAAGUUCAAUCGACUCCAGAAGAAUGGUCAUUUUAUUGUGCACACUCGAAAAUACUAUUUUUCUUGGGUUUUGAUUUCAUUAAUGAAAUGUCCACUAGUGACAAGAAGAUACUAUUCGAAAAUAAUAUUUUGAGAACUGGAUCACUCUCCGGUGCCAUGCAUGCUUAUAAAGCAAAUAAAGAGAUAAUGAUGACACCAUCCGGAGAGGACUAUGUAUCAGAGAAGAUUCAUCAGCUUUUCGUGAAGUCUCCUAAUAUUAUUACUCAGAUAUCCUCACUUGUAGUAUCUAAGUUCAUAGAGUUAAAGGUUACAAAUGAAGAAUAUGUACUGCUCGUUAUGUUGUUUUUUUGUAAUCCAGCAAUUUCACACAAGUUGUCGGAUAAAGCUAAGGAGUCUCUAGCAAAAUAUCAAAAGAUGUAUUGUUCUGCAUUGUUCAAUUAUUGUCAAAUAAAAUACAAAAAAGCAGCUCCAGCCAGAUUAGAAGAUCUUUUAUCAUUAUACAGUGUCGCCAAUCAAGCUAAUCAAUGCUUUCAUAGCUUGACCAUUUUUGUUCAUCUUAAUAAUCAAAAUUGUCAAUUUAAGAAGUUGAUAGCUGACACGUGGAUGAGUACCCUGAAAAACAUGAACGAUUCUUCACUAGCUACCCGAGGCUUGCCGUUCGCUGCACCCGCAAUACACGAUCUCACAUCGGGACGUCAUACAAGAGCCCCGAAUCCCAUGUGA